UUUUAGUCCAACCAAAGCGGGGCCAGGCCCUACCGCGCUCGCGAACGUGAAGUGCAAUGACCAUUUUGGAUUUUUUUUUAAUGGACAUGCUAUUUUUCUGAAGACGAUCCUGGAACGUUGUGAUGACCACCAACAGCGUGUGGGCUCCAGCGGCAGGCCAUGAAGAUGACACCGUGCACCUGGCCGACCACGCUCUUCUUCUUGAUAUGGCUGUGCAAUGACGUUGUAUCAAAACGGAACCACACUCUGAAACCCAGGGUGGUACUGCCUGAAAACUAUGUGAAAGAAAUGCGACCGCCCGCACGCAAAGGUCAACCAGUUAUUGUCGAGUUCAGUAUAUACGUAGUGGAUGUGAAUUCCAUUAACGUGGAAGAUAUGGAUUUCAGAGUCGACAUGUUUAUCAGACAGACGUGGAGCGAAAGCCGCCUUCAGUUGCCUGAAGACAUCUUCGAAGAGGGGGAUGACCACGUCACGUUGCCGCCAGAAUUCUUCGAGAACCUGUGGCAUCCUGACCCUUACUUCUUGAACUCGAAAGUGACAGAGAUCGCAGAGUUGACGCACAAAUUUUCUUCAGUGACAUUGUACAGGAACCAGACAGUGAGGUAUGCGGCUCGGAUGCACGCCAUCAUAGCCUGCCAGAUGGAGUUUCAGCUUUAUCCCAUGGACAUACAGUCCUGUCCGAUUUAUAUUGAGAGCUUUUCGUACAGCAAUCAAAAAGUGCGGUUUCGAUGGAGCGAAGCGGGGGUGACAAUAAACCCGGAACUGAAACUACUGCAGUACCACAUAGGGGAACCGCUGAGACUGGAAGAAACGAAUGGCUAUAUGAUAGACAAGGACGGUAACUACUCCAGACUGGUAGUAUACUUCAGGUUCGAGCGUCAAAUCGGUCACCAUUUGAUCCAGACGUUCGCACCUUCUUCCCUGGUCGUCAUGCUGUCCUGGUUCAGUUUCUGGCUGGACCUGGACGCCAUACCUGGCAGAGUCACACUGCUGGUCACCUGCAUGUUGACUUUGGUCACCAUGUUCACUGGGUUAAGAGCUGAUAUACCCCCAGUUGCGUAUGUUAAGGCAUUAGACCUAUGGAUGGCGGGCUGCAUGAUGUUUGUCUUCGCCGCCCUGGGGGAAUUCGUGGUGGUAAAGGUUCUAGACAAGCAGUACCAGAUGAACAAGAACAAGGCGCAGGAGGCCGUGCCCAGAAUUAUUCCCGUGCGCUUAAACGGCGAGAAAGGCUCCUGCGGCACGGUGGCCGCGUGGGAAGGUAGCGGGGUUCGAUGCCGGAAGGUGGACCUGACCUCGCCAACGUCUCCUGCCGCCACUCCUGCCGUCCACCCCGCACCAGCUGCCCAUAGCACGCCGCACCUAGUCGGUGUUGAGCGACGUCAGAGCAUUUUACAGGUGGCUUGGCUAGACGCGGACACUGGACAAGAGAGGGUGCUAUGGCGGGAGAUAGACAAGCUAUCCCGCGUGGUUUUCCCCGCGUUGUUCCUCCUUUUUGUGACGAUGUACUGGCCUGUCCUACUUCUCAAGACAAAAACAUCUUCAUAACGUUUACAAGUCAUACAUAGCUAUCAUUAGUGUAAGCUUAAUAUGAAAUCUAAAGUCUGUUCUUUUGUUGGUGAAUCUGGAUAAGUGUGAGUCGGAAUUGAGGGCGAAGGGUUCUAUACCAUCCAUAUUCACAUUUAAAAAUGCGAAAUUAAAUGUUAUCUGUGACUUUUUACGGCUUAAGUGCUGAACCGAUUUCAAGUUACUUUAUAAACACACUAGAUGCCGCCCGCGACUUCGUCCGCGUGGAAUCAAUCCCGCAGGAACUCCGGAAUAAAAAGUAGCCUAUAUAUUAUUCUGGGUCUUCAGCUACCUACAUACCAAAUUUCAUUGUAAUCGGUUCAGUAGUUUUUGCGUGAAAGAUUAACAAACAUCCAUAAUGACAUCCUGACAUACUCACAAACUUUCGCAUUUAUAAUAUUAGUAGGAUAUUUUGUAAAUUUUCACCUGUCGCCGUUAUCAAUUUCGAGCAAAAAAAAAAGCACAAAACUCGUUUGUUGUAAUAAUAUUAUUUGAGAUAUUAUUUGUUGUAGUAACGGCAAUAGAUAUACAUUUUCUGUGAAGAUUUCAACUGUCUAGCUAUCACGGUUCAUGACAUGAGGUACUGACUGUUGACAGGCAGACAGAGCGAAAGAAAAAGACGAACAUAUAAACAGCAAAGUCUUCAGUAAUAAUAGUUCUUUGUCAGACCCAUUGGUUGACUGGUAGAUAAUGCUUCUAGCAUCGAGUCCGCCAAUUGUGCUAUACAUUUUUAUUUUGUACAAUAAAGUUUAAAUAAAUAAUGGUUUCUGUUAUUACUCUACGGGUACGGUACCCUAAAAUUGUAAACAAAAUGUCAGGUAUUUCCGCCAAUCAAAAUUACCUAUUGUGUUUCUGAUACGACGCCAUUAUUGGGAGAAUAAUCUGGGUCACGUGGUUUUUUUUCGUUCAUCAUUGUAAAAAGGAACAAUAUCUUUUUAAUUUGUGAUUGUUACAUAUGAUUUUGAUAAGAAGUAUUAGACAGUAAAAUUAAAUAUCGCGUAUGGUAAUCUGAUUAUUCAGUAAUGUUAUCUUCUUAAAUAUUAAAGCUAACUCUUUUCGGAGGAGUUAAGUGGAGCGUCCUCCAUUCAUCUCUUUUCUCUGUUUUUUUUUAUUUGUUGGUAUGUUGAUACGUUUAUUUUUUCUUUUAUUUGGUCCCGUAUUUUUCCCAUAUGUGAUAGAAUUAUUAAACCACCUUAACAGUAGAAGUAACGGUAUGGAUGUGACAGAAUAUUUGAGAGGUUUUAUCUUCCAAGAAACGUUGCACAAGUGAGUCAUGGCUCAUUGUAUAUAGUUAUUAACAUAGAGUUUUAUAGAGUAAGUCCAAUAUUAUAUUAGUAUUUAGUGAUUGAAUUUUACAAAGUUAAUUUUGCUACUUUUGUAUAUACCUAGUAAAUGAGAUUUGUCCGUAAACACUGAAUUAGUAAUAGGACAAAAAGUAAUGGAAUUAAAAGAAAUGUAGGUAUCUAUGUAACUAUGUAGAUGACGCUCAAACAAAAACAUUUUAAUACAAAAAUAACAAAAUUAGUUUUUUUUUCAAUACGUAUUUUGUAAAAAGUAUGCACAAAUUGAUUGAAAAUCCUUUUAGAUAUAAGUUGUUAUCGACAUUAAGAGAUUUUGGGCUUAAUUUUUAAUUUAGUUUCGCUAAGCGUGUAACUGAGGUGCUGAUAGAAUAUUAAAUUAGUGAGGUAUAGGUGAGCAUGUUAUUAGGGUAAACGCCCGGAGGAAGAAUAAUAUAAUAUGAUAACAGAUUUUGUAAGUCAUACAAACUUUCAUUACCUACUGUUUCAAACAACAAUAUUGCUAAAACAUUUUUUACAGAUAAUGAUACAUUGACUUAACUAAAAACUCUUAUUACAUAUAUUUUUUUAUUAAAAAAAAUGAUAAUUUUCUACAAAUAAUUAAAAUAUGAGACGUUUAUGUAGAAGUGUGCAAGGAUUGUAAUAAGUGGAAAGUCUCUGCCUACCCUUCAGAGAAAGAAGCGUGAUUGUAUUUAUGAGACUUUUACAUACUUAUUAUAUUGAUUAAAUUAUUAUUUUUUGUAAAAAAAACAUUGUCUUACGAAAAGCAUUAUAAAUUUGAGAAAUCUACCGUCGAAGUCCUAUGUAGUGGUCUCUUUUGACCUCACGCCUAUGAAGUCAGGUGGAUGUGUCAAAACUGAAAUUAUUUAGUGCUCUAAAGUUAACUUUGGAUACAAAGUAUCACAGACUUUAUAGUUUAAGCUGUAGAAGAAGCAUUGGUACCAACUGAAAAAUAUACACAAAGUAUAGCGAGGCAUUUUUUUAAAAAAGGUAAAAGAAAUAUAAAAAAGUUACCUCUUUACUUUAUUCAGGAAUUUUAAAAUUUUAUCGAACUUGAUAACUUCGAUUUAAAAAUUCAGAACAAUAUAUGUAAUUGAAGCUUGUAAAUCAUUCAUGUAACGUAACUAAUAACAAGAAAUUAACGUUAGAAAAAAAUGAAGUUAGCGAGUUGGAUAUUAUAUCGAGUGAAAUAAUUUUAUUUAUUUAUCGGAGAGAAUAUAUAUGUAUGUAUAUAUGUAUAAAUUGUGUGAAAGAGAUGCCUGUUAGUUACUAUUAAGGUGCUUAAUAUUGUUAAGUAUCAUGACCACGGUUCACGAAUAUUCAUCAGCUUUAAACCAUUGUGAUAGCCUAGUUUAUAUAAAUGUAGUAUUUAUACAGUCUAAUUGAUUUAUAAGCACACAUUGCGUAAGUAUAAAAAUUAAAAAGAUAUUAUAUAUUUUGAAAUUAUUAAAUCUAAUUUGAAAUGAAGUAAUCAUUUUUUUUUUCAUAGUAGGUAAUUAUAUAUAUUUUUACACAAUGAAAUUAUGGAACCAUUAUUGAAAGAUGGCCGAAAUUAGGUUUCCUUGCACAAAUUGGGGUUAUCAUUACCGAAUUACGCUAUCAUGUUCCAAUUUCUACGGUUUGACCACCAUUUUAAAACAAAAAAAGGUCAAAAUAAAUCCCGAUAAAGCUACAAUAAAAAAUUGAAGUUUUAAUUACAAUUAGAAAUUUUGUUUUAAAAAGAAAAAAAACUCUAGUUUUGGCCAGAUGCUUUCUACAGUCCGAAAUUAUUUUCCGACGGUAAUUUGGCUCACCAACAGUUCAACGAUAAUUUUUCAAUCUCAGGCGUUCAGCUAACAGGCCUGUUCGUCUCCAAUCCAUUCGUUGAUAGAAUGGAUUCAUUCAUUCAUUCAUAUAGUCACGUCUAUAUCCCUUGCGGGGUAGAAAGAGCCAAAAGUCUUGAAGAGACUGGUAGGCCACGUUCAGCUGUUAGAAAGGCAUUAUACUUUUAUUUCGACGAAUCGCUAAAAGACGUGAAGUCAUGUACCCAAUUUUUAGAUGACGUACAAUAAUUUCGUUGAACCGUUUGUUGACCAAAUGACCAUUGGAGCACAAUUUCAGACUACGCUUUGUCAUUGCUCAUUUCUGCGUAUAGUUUGUAAGCGAUGCUCAUUUUCAUAAUCAGCGAUAAUUUAUA
Messenger RNA from Amyelois transitella, 5037 nucleotides. It is a transcript of the gene alka, whose product is annotated as glycine receptor subunit alpha-1. Gene Ontology annotation, cellular component: neuron projection; synapse; membrane. The transcript is spliced from 11 exons. Gene Ontology annotation, biological process: chloride transmembrane transport; nervous system process; regulation of membrane potential. The coding region runs from base 160 to 1545 and encodes 461 amino acids. Lineage: Eukaryota; Metazoa; Arthropoda; Insecta; Lepidoptera; Pyralidae. The record is from RefSeq and is a predicted model, not a curated record. Gene Ontology annotation, molecular function: extracellular ligand-gated monoatomic ion channel activity; transmembrane signaling receptor activity; neurotransmitter receptor activity.